Molecule: messenger RNA, 6829 nt
Organism: Bursaphelenchus okinawaensis
Lineage: Eukaryota; Metazoa; Nematoda; Chromadorea; Rhabditida; Aphelenchoididae
Source: the annotation of a GenBank genome assembly
AUGUAUGAAAAUGGGUUACCUGAACUUCGGUACGUUCACAAACCGGCCUUCAUACGGCUGUUUCAAAGCGAGAUAUUCGAGCUGUUGAAGACGGAUUCAUUUGCUGCUGAUGGUAUUAUUGAGCGAUUGGGUGAGUAUUACUAUUAUAUUAUUUAUUAUAAUAAUUGAGGAUAUUGGUUUAGUCUAUUAGACGAUUUUUGCUCGAGAUUUAAGGCAAUCAAACUUAAAUUUAAAGCUUUUGAGUACAUUUUUUAUUUUUUUGUUAUUAUUUUUGUAUGAUUUUCAGAUGCAGAAUGGAAGGAAAAGGUAUUGACGGCUGAAAAAGAACGACGAAAACGCGUCCAGUCUUCUGGAACAGUGUCAAGAAACUUGGCAGAGUGUUAUCAAGCUAUUUUACAUUCCAAGAACUUGGAAUUGUACGUUUGGAUUCAACAGAAUUUGCUCAAAGGUAUGGAGGUUAUGUUUGCUCGUAACCUUUUAAAAAGUUUAAAAACCUUGAUUUUAAAGUUAAUACUUAUAUAUAGCAUUUGAGUUACCUAUUUUUGCUUUCAGGUUGCUUGUUUUUGUUUUCAUUUAGUCAUUUCUGCUUUCAUUUACUUGCUUUAGCCUUAAAUUUAUUUUUUAGCCUUCAAGGAUGACUGGCAACUCGCCGAAAUGCUUCAAAACCGUCCUCCCGAGCCGGAAUUCGACACUUUCUUUACGGAACCCUUUAAAUUGGACAUCUUCUCCAGCUGCCUAGAUCCAGUCGAAUGGGCCAAGCAUGCUGAAUCUCUUCAAGUCGAAGUGUAUCGUGACAUUCUCACAAGACAGAACGGCGUGAACGAGCGGAUUCAGAAAAUGAACGAGAACCUGAGAGCCUUCAGAAGCGGUAAGAAAGAUGAUAAUGGCGUACCAAUUCGUGCUCAUUUUGGAUUUUCAAAACUCACAUCAGAUUACAUUAUCCGAUCGAUGAUGUUCUCGAAUCCGGGCAACGUGAACAACGUGGAAAGAAAUUGGUAUUGGGACUUGGUUUAUAUUUGUUAUCAAGGUGGAGUCGGAAACCGGACUUGUUUGCCUAUUUUACAGGAUAAUAUCAUCAAGAAGAUGGGUAAGGGAGUAGUUUUGAGUCAGAGUUUAGAUUUUUGUGAGUUUUACUAUGGUUUUUGGCUAGAAAAGAAAUCUUUUUUAGGUGGUUGAGGGGGUGUUUCUACAUUUUUUAAUGAUUAUACAAAAAGAUUAUAUUAGAUUCUAUUUUACCAUUACGAUGAAUAAAAAUUUGUUUUUCAGACGACUACAUCUCCAAACUUACUGUACGCGUGGACGACUUUGCUGCCGCCAAUCCAGAGGACAUGGUGAAGGAAGACGAACUGGUCUACGAGUUCAGAAAGCAAAGCCAAUACAGACCUGCCUACGAAGUAUUUCCGGAUGAAAACGUUGAUAUCGAGACAGGGCUGGAACUUCGAUCCUAUCAAGUUGAACUGGCCAGAAGCGCGAACGAAGGCGAGAAUACUGUCAUUUGUGCUCCUACUGGUGCCGGAAAGACAAUCGUCGCCGCCGACAUCAUAAAACAGCACCUGGAGCGGAGGAAGUUCGACAAGUUUGGCAUUGAACAGGAGAUCUCGAGAGUUGUCUUCAUCGUACCCACGGUUCCACUCGUUGGUCAGCAGGUCAAACAGGUCAAAAAGUUUUUGCAGCACAGAUGGAUAGUGACAGGAUUCAGUGGAGCUGAUGGAUUCGACAAUGCUGCCAGCCGGUUCGACAGUUUGAUGAAGAGUCAUGUGGUCAUUAUUACUCCACAGUUGCUGCUCAAUAUGAUGAAGAGUAUUCUGAAGUCGGAGAGGUUGUUGGUUUCGGACUUUUCUUUGGUCGUCUUUGAUGAAUGCCAUCAUUGCACCGCCAAGCAUCCGUACAAAAGUAAGAUACCGGUUGAUAUUAUACCUGACAGCUUUAUGUAGCCUUUACGCAAAUUAAAUCUUUCGUUGCGAGGCCUAACCUAGGUUUAAAGUAUAUGAGUGACUGAACUUUGGGGGGAGCUCACUUUGGGGGGAGCUCAUUUUGGGGGGAGAACUUACGGGGAGCUCACUUUGGGGGAGAACCUAUUUGGGGGUUCUCACUUUGGGGGAGGAUAAAUUUGGGGGUGAGGAUUUUGGGGGAGGUUACGUAAUAAUCCUAAAAUAGUAUAAAUUAAUCCAGAAACAGUUCGAGAGUGUCGAGAAUGAUAAAAAAAUUUAAAAGUUAAAUUUUUUUGAUUUUAUUUUCUACUUUUGGUUAAAAAAUGUAUGUUUUGAAACUAUAUUCAACUCGAGACUUUAGAGUAUUAAAAUUUUUAAAAAUUGGAAAAAAAAUAUUUAAAAUAUAAUUUUAAAAAUAAGAAAUAAUAAUUAUCCCUCUGAAUAUUGGUUAGAUUCUCAAAAGCUGUAGUUUUAUAUAAAUUAAAAAAUUUAAAAGUACAAAAUGAUAUAAACAAUUAAACUAAAAUGUAUGCAAUUUUUACCUAAUUGUGCAUUACGUUGUUUUGUUUUCUACAUAAUUUAGUUUUUUUACAAUUUUUUACGACGAUCAAUGAGUCCGUUUAUCAAUUUUCAACACAAACAUUAUAACGAGACCGAAAAAAAACUAAAAUUAAAAAAAUCGCCUUGGCCUCAAAUAAAAAAAUUGAUAAACGAACCCAUUUCACAUGUGCCUUUAUUAAGUAUCGUUAACGUUGACAUUGUACCGUGAACGCAGAAGUCGUACUGUCAACGUUCUUAUGACACUUUUUUUGCAUGCUUUUAAUGUUAGGUCGCAUAAUAGGUAGAGUACUGUGAACGUUAUCGUACCGUGCCGUGAACGUUCUAAUGUUACGGCUUUUUUGGUUCGCAAAAAAUAUCUGAUAGUAAAUUAUAAUCGUAAUUCAAAAACUGUAACAUUAGAACGUUCACGGCACGGCAAUGACCGCAAUUUGCACUUUUAAAACACAAAAUUUUCCACAAAAAAAUGUACAAGUCUGUUCUACAACUGUGCCAAAUUUGGCAUUUUUAGGAUGCAUAGUUGCAAAGUUAUGAAUUAUUUCUAGCGACCAAAUUUCUCGGAACACCCUGUAUUCAAUUUUAAAAAAAUAUUUUUUACCCUUAGGUCAGCUUACUAACUUUUAAAUCACAUUUUUUAAUUAACUUUUUUAUUAAUAAAUUAACACUCUAAAGUCUCGAGUUAAAUAUAGUUUCCAAAACAUACAUUUUCUAACCAAAAGUAGAAAAUAAAAUCAAAAAAAUUUAACUUUUAAAUUUUUUAUCAUUUCCUCCUCACCCCCAAAUUUAUCCUCCCCCAAAGUGAGAACCCCCAAAUAGGUUCUCCCCCAAAGUGCGCUCCCCGUAAGUUCUCCUCCAAAAUGAGCUCCCCCAAAGUGAGCUCCCCCAGAGUUCCUGAUCCCAAAGUAUAUAUCAUAUCAUCUAAACAAAAGUUAUUAAUAAUAUUGUUUUCAGCAUAAUUCAGUUAGUAAUAACAUUGUUUUAGUAAUCAUGGAGUACAUAGUUGAUUCACCGUCAGCUUUGAAGCCUCAAAUUGUCGGCUUAACGGCUUCGUUGGGAAUUGGUGGUAAUGACGCCCGUGACGACGAAAAUGCGACAAAACAUAUUCUUAGAAUGUGUGUAGCUAUGAAGGCUACGAAUUUGUCAACGGUGAAAAGUCCAGAGAACGUGCAAGAGCUUAAUGAAUACGUUUCACCACCAGUCGAUGGUAUGUUAUGGUUUCUUUGGGGGCGGAGGGGUUAAGCUUAUCUUACUGCUGCAGCUUUGAAGUUUAAAAAUUGAUAAUUCAACUAACAUGAUCAGUGUAGGUUGUUAAAAUAAUUAUAUGUUUUCUAACACAGAAAAUGUUCUUUUAAAGGGGCACAGAAUUAUUAAAACAAUUUAAUAUCUUUCAGAGGUGACCAAAUGCAAAAGGCCAGAUCAAGACAGGUUCAACGAGUAUAUGCGGGAAAUUUUGUUCCAUUUCUUUGACUUUCUCGAGCCUUUUGUCAAAGAAUACUCAUUGUCGAUCAUUGAACAACAACCCAAGAUAUACGACAAGUUGAGGAAUUUUGCCUUCAGUCGACGAUCCUCAAUGUCAUGGGAGAAACAACUUGAUUUACUGCGUGAAGUGUUCAUUACAGUGGAAGAUGUGGAUAAAAGAAUGUUUGUCAACUUGGCUCUUACGCAUGUUAAGGUAAUGAUUUGGAGUAGUGUUAGUGGGGAUGUUAUUGUUGGUUUAUAAUACUUCGCAUGAUCUGACAUAUAAUGUAUGGUAUUUUGUUCUACCUUGUUGUAGAGGAAAAAAACCAUAUCUUGCUUUAUCUACUUGUCUUAUCUUACUUUAUUUCACGAAAUUCUACGGUACCUUACUCUUCUUCACCUUCCUUGCUUUAUCAUGACUUACUCUAUUUAACCUGGUCCUACCUUGUCUUCUUUUAUCAUUUUACCUUACUUUAUUCUAUCUCAUUCGAAAAUACCUCACUCUACAUUAAUCUGUUUAUUGGUAUUAAAUACUAAUAAAAAGUUGGGUAAUUUAAAUUUAUAUUUAAAGUGUAAAAAAAUGUUUUAAGGUUUACAUGUUCGCGAUGAAAAUGAACGAUCUCGUACAAGCUGUUUACGCUAAUGGUUACCUAAAAACGGAAAUUCUAGCUCUUGAGAAGAAUACGAAUACGGAUAAUCAGACUUUUUUGAAGUUUUAUAAAGGUAUGUUUGGUGUAGUAGAUCUUGAUUUAAAGAGCGAUACAUUUCGAAAAUGUGGUAAUAAUUUUUUUGAAAUUUUUUUAACGGGAUUUUAAGGUUUUUUGAUUAAAUUUAAGUAGGACGGGAUGUUAUUGUCAAUUUCUACUUUUAAGACAGAGAAAUGGAAAUCAACCACGCCGCCAACACGGACAAUGGAGCCGGAAAGGAAAUCUUGGUCAAGUUGAUUGAAAACUUGGCCAAAGCAUACACUGAAAAGCCUGAUACUCAAUGCCUGAUUUUCGUGGAGCGACGAGCCAUGACUCGAUAUCUCGUCGACUUCUUGUUGAGAUCGCCCAGCAUGAAGAAGCUCAUGCAGAACCAAAGUAACUUUGCACGAAACUUGACAUCAAGUAAUCAGUCAUCAAAGUACGGUGGAAUGAGCUCGGCCGAACAGAAGAAUAUUAUCAAAAAGUUUGCUGAAGGUAGGGUUUUGAAAUUUCGAAGAAUUUAAAUUUUGAAUUUUGAAAAAAAAAUUUGAAUUUUGAAAUUUUUUUUAAGUUUCAAAUUUAAACUUUCUAAAUUAUUUUUUUAUCAUUUUAAAAAUUUUGUAUUUGUAGGCAAGAUCAAGAUAUUGGUAGUAACAUCAGUGGCCGAAGAAGGUCUGGACAUUAGCGCAUGUAACCUUGUCAUCAAGUACAAUAGUGUGGGUUCAGAACGCACAAUGAUUCAGCGAAGAGGACGUGCUCGUGCCAAAGGAUCUAAGACCAUUUUGCUGGCAUUGGACGAGGCAAUCGAGACCAGAGAGACUCAAAACAUGAUGAAGGAGGCCAUGUUGAAGCGAGUGAUCUCACAACUUCAGGUAGGUGGCUGAUUGUAUGGGCGUGUUGGCAGGGCUAGUUAGAGGAGGAGAAUAUUAUUCGUUUAGACAUUGGCUUGCAGUUUGGCUCUUGUUAUAGAAAUGGCUUUAGUUUGGGGAGUAGUUUAAAAUAAUGCUUGUAGCAGGAGUGAUGUAGGAGCUGGUGGUUACUUUAAAUGCGGGAGGGUGGAAAGGGGAAGUAGUAAAAUUAUUUCUAAAAACAAAAAAUAUUUGUUAGCAUGGGGCUUUGAUUACAACGAAAUUUCAUUUUUUUUUCUUUUUCAGCAUCAAGGAGACGCAGCUUUGAAGCGAAUGAUAAAAGAAGAAGACAGCAAACUCCAAGCCAUGAAGGACAUUCAAGACGAGGAGAGACGAAAGUUGAGAGAGCAGCUAUCACACAAAAAGUACAAAAUCAAAUGUGGCAACUGCACGAAACAGAUCUCGGAUACCACGAAAAUUCGACUGGCUGUGGAGACGUACUAUGUUGGAGUGAAUGCUGACAUUUGGAGCCGGUUGAAGGUUUCGGACGACGAUAGUAGUGCUGUAAGUUUAGAUCAGGGUUUGGCGGGUUAAUUUUGUUUUGAGGCUGAGUGGGGGUUGUUAUUGUCUUACUGUGGGUAUUUUGUGAUUGCUCAAACAUGGCUGAGCGCUUCAAUGCGGGCAACUUUGAUUAUCUUUAAUUAUGAUACUCAAUAAUCAUAUCGUUUGGAAUUCACCGUACCUUCUUUCAUUGUAAAAGCGUAGUAUCUUCUAUAAUAUGAUAAUGUGUUACCUUAACUCUAAUAUACGGUACUAAUUACAGAAAGACGCAUAUGUCAUUAAAUGUGGAACGGCAGUGUGCAACAUGACUUCCAAUUGUUCUCAUCGUCUGGGAGAGAUUAUAAAGUUUGGCGAAGUCUACUACCCAGCCUUCAAGAGUACCCAACUCAUCUUCGAAGAGGAAAAAAGCUAUGGCGAAUGCGAGACUCGACGAGGGCAACCAUGGAACAAACUAGUAGAACAUUUCAAUGUCUCCAACUUGUCGGAACGCGAUCAGGUCAGUUUUUAUAUUUUUUAGGUAUAAAAAUGGUGGGUUUAUUUUAGCAACUUAAAAGUAACUUUGAAAGAAUAGCUUUGUAUAUUAUGGAACAUAUUGUUUGCGAUAAUAGGUAAUGAUGUUAUUUUUCAGAUAGAGAUGAUCAACGCCUUACAGAGCAGUUUCGAAACCUACAAGCUGGUCAAGGGCAAUGAACUGGUAGCCAUCCGAAAGCAACGCGAAGCCAUGAAGCGGAAGAGAGAGAAGAAGUUACAUGACUUCUUUGAUGAUAUCGACAUGUAUUAUCAAUAA